GAGAGAGAGAGGAACAGAGUUGUUCCCUAAAUCACUCAAAAUCGACCAAGACAGAGAUUUUAUCUCUCGAUCAAGAUCGAAUAUUCGUUCUCAGCUCUCAGUCACUACAAAAUCUGAUUCAACGAUUCUGUUAUCGUAUAGAGAAAUGAGUUGCAUCUCUGGGUUGGGGGAAGAUGAAGUUAAUUCCUUUUUCGAGUCGUCUCCACCUCUCAAGAACAUGGAAGAGAUUGUCCAGAAGCUCAAUGCUUUCAUCCACCUCAAUUCCUCAGCAGGAGGGAGGAGGAGGAGGAGGAUCGUAUGCGUAACCUCAGGGGGAACUACGGUUCCCUUGGAGCAGCGAUGCGUAAGAUAUAUUGAUAACUUCAGCUCUGGCAAUCGAGGUGCUGCUUCUACUGAGAACUUCGUCAAGGCUGGAUAUGCUGUCAUUUUUCUCUUUAGGAGGGGAACUUGCCAGCCAUAUUCCCGGUCUCUUCCCGAUGAUCCAUUCCUUGACUGUUUCCAGUUUCCAGAUAACACCAACAUUCAAGUUAAUGCAUCACAUGUGGAAGCUGUGAAAAUGGCUGUUAUGGACCAACAAGCUGCAGUAGCUGAAUCUCGCUUACUAAAGCUUCCAUUCACAACCAUCUAUGAGUAUCUUCAGAUGUUGCGGCUGAUUGCAACGGCGCUGAAAGACGUCGGUCCAUGUUCCAUGUUUUAUCUUGCUGCGGCUGUAUCUGACUUUUAUGUGCCGUGGAAGAGCAUGACAGAACACAAAAUAGAAUCAGGAUCUGGUCCUCUGGACAUAAGACUAGCUCAAGUCCCUAAAAUGCUUUCAUUCUUGAGAACAUAUUGGGCUCCAAAGGCUUUCUGCAUAUCAUUUAAGCUAGAGACAGACUCAAAGAUUCUGAUAGAGAAGGCUACAAAGGCUCUACGGAAGUACAAAGUGCAUGCGGUUGUAGCCAAUGAGUUAUCAACGCGCAAGGAAGAGGUUGUGGUUGUUUCAAGCAGCGGUAACGUUGUGGUUAGGUGCGAUAGCGAGAAGCCUGAAUCUAUUGUAGAGGAUAAUCUUAUUCGUCUCAUUGUUGAUCGGCAUUCGACUUACAUCAAAGAAUUUAGCACUUGAAAUAUUUCUCAAAUGAUUCUAUGUCAAGAAUAGGACAGCUGCAAUGAAAUCUUAAUGCAUACACUCUUGAAUGUAUCGAUGUUCUUUAGAACACUUCUUGUUGCCUCUACUUUGAUCGUUGCUCUUUCAGUUUCUUUCUUUGGUAA
Messenger RNA from Brassica oleracea var. oleracea, 1248 nucleotides. RefSeq names its product phosphopantothenate--cysteine ligase 2-like. The coding region runs from base 146 to 1102 and encodes 318 amino acids. Gene Ontology annotation, biological process: coenzyme A biosynthetic process. The transcript is spliced from 9 exons. Gene Ontology annotation, molecular function: phosphopantothenate--cysteine ligase activity. Gene Ontology annotation, cellular component: cytoplasm; nucleus. The record is from RefSeq and is a predicted model, not a curated record. Lineage: Eukaryota; Viridiplantae; Streptophyta; Magnoliopsida; Brassicales; Brassicaceae.